This is a messenger RNA of Anopheles bellator, 2446 nucleotides long. RefSeq names its product elongation of very long chain fatty acids protein 7 (gene Elovl7). Gene Ontology annotation, cellular component: endoplasmic reticulum membrane. Gene Ontology annotation, biological process: fatty acid elongation, monounsaturated fatty acid; very long-chain fatty acid biosynthetic process; sphingolipid biosynthetic process. The transcript has 8 exons. Gene Ontology annotation, molecular function: fatty acid elongase activity. Bases 533 to 1522 code for a protein of 329 amino acids. NCBI's taxonomy places the organism in Eukaryota, Metazoa, Arthropoda, Insecta, Diptera, Culicidae. The record is from RefSeq and is a predicted model, not a curated record.
GCACUUCACGACGCUCCGGUCGCGCCCACGUUCGCGUUGCGCUAUAGUGGAGUUAGUUACUGCGUGAGGAGUGAAACGCCCAACUUCCCGAUCGGUGUGACUUGUGUCGGUUCCUGUGAAACACUACCGAAACGGUGGAUCAAUUGAGUGACAAACAAACUGCGCUGAGGGACACUCCCGACCGGAAUCCCAACUCGGCCCUGCGACCUGUGAGGGUUCCAGGGGAGCCCGGUGAUCCAGUGACACAUACCUGCGUGCGACGUCAGCAUUGCAGUUCUGCGUUCCGAGUGGUGAAUAAACUCCCGUGGGGUAGAGUGAAGGUGUCCACUUUCCAGUGCCCCGGUGUGACCUCAGGACAGUUCUGUGAGAGGCGUUCGAAGCUGGACCUCAAAACGUGACGCAGACGCACCCCGGUCGUCGAAUGCGAUAGUGACACUCGAGCUCGACGGGAGGACCGUGUGUGCUCCACAAGUGGCGCUAGAAACUGUUGGAAAGAAACGGCUCUCAGGGGUAUCGGCGGACACUUGCCAAAAUGGAGCUUCUCUCGACCGUACAUGGGAGCUGGCGGUACCUGAUGGAUGAGCUGUCGGAUCCACGGACGAAUGAUUGGCCACUGAUGAGUUCCCCAUUUCCCACCGUCGCCAUCAGCCUGUCCUAUGCGUAUAUUGUUAAGAUCUUAGGUCCCAAAUUGAUGGAAAACAGGAAACCGUUUGAGCUGCGGAAGGUGCUCAUUGUGUACAACUUCGUGCAAGUCCUCUUCAGUACGUGGCUGUUCUAUGAGGCGUGCGCUGCCGGAUGGCUCGCAGGUUACAGUCUACGCUGUCAACCGGUGGACUACUCCCGGUCGCCGAUGGCCAUGAGGAUGGCUUCCGGGUGCUGGUGGUACUACUUCUCCAAGUUUACCGAGUUCUUCGACACCUUUUUCUUCGUGAUGCGAAAACGGUACGACCAGGUGUCAACACUGCACGUCAUUCACCACGGCAUCAUGCCCAUGUCGGUCUGGUGGGGUGUCAAAUUUAUGCCAGGUGGCCACAGCUCUUUCUUCGGUCUGUUAAAUACCUUCGUGCAUAUCAUCAUGUACACGUACUACAUGCUUGCGGCGAUGGGACCGAAGGUACAGAAGUAUCUGUGGUGGAAGAAAUACCUCACCGUGCUGCAGAUGGUCCAGUUCAUUCUGGUGAUGGCACACGCUUUCCAGCUGCUGAUUUGGAACGAGUGCAACUACCCGAGCGCCUUCGCAUACUUCAUUGGUGCCCAUGCCUUCAUGUUCUACUUCCUUUUCGCUAACUUCUACAAACAGGCGUACGCAGUGCGGAAACAGGCCAAGAAGGAGAAGGAGGAACAGAUGGCCCUGACCAACGGUAACUUGGAAUCCGUCCCGAACAAGAACAUCACCAACGGACAGGCGGCCGCAGGCGUCAGCAACGGAAAGCCCGACUUCUACCAGACCAUCGACAAGACGGUUGAGGACAGCUACUCAUCCACGCGACAUCGCGCGUUCGUGGGCUUCGGUAGUAACUAGACAUCGGAGACCGAGUGCCUGAUGGAACCUCCCAGACGUUUGGUAGCUCCGCGAAUCGGCGUGAUAAUGGCAGGAAUGGGCGAUAUGCCCGUAACAGGUUGCUGACCGAUGUGAUCGUUGCCCCUUACUCCGUUCGACAUCACUCCGCCCUCCCUUCGCCUUCGUCUUCUAAACCCUCUUCUGGCCCUUCACCCAAACUUAUGCUGCCAAUGACCGCUUGUCGAUGUACUGAGAAUACGGAUAAUGAAUAGCAGACUCGUGCUUCUGGCCGAAGGAAGUAACGAGCAACUUGAGGCAACUUUCAAAUGGUGGAACAACGCCAAUUGCUUUGUGUUCAUCUUCAUCUUAACACUUUUGCUGACCUUUUCCUUCAUCUGACAGAGGUUUCAUCAUUUCACUACCGAUAUUAGUUAGACACUCCACGUGAGAAAGGGAAAUAUGGAAUACUAAGACGUUUGUUAAGACUUUACAUUGGAAAAUAGAACGAUAGGUUAAACUAGUCGUAAGAGGUGUGAAACUAAACGUACGAUGUCAUCGUAAGGAUAGCAGCAACCACUUGCAAAGCGUUUGCUAUUGGUGCAUUGCUCGGUGACUUACUUGCACCGCGACGGUGAAUAGAUAUUAAUAGAUUUCAUGUAAUGUUAUGCAUAACGGAUAAACAUGAGUUCGCCUCUCACUUUUAUCAAUAGUUGAAACCAAUCUCCGAUAAGCAACUUCUUCAAAUUUAGUAGCGAUCCGGAAUCAAACCAUGCCAAUAGAGAGAAAACUAUCGUUAUUUAUAACAAAGUGAGCUGAACAAGAGAAUUAUGAAAUGAGUGUAGAAAAGCGAAUGAAUGUUCAAAAGGCGUAGCUUAAAAUGCUGAUUUAUCAUAUCACCAUUGCAUGUGUUAAUUUGUAACAAUUUAAUAAGCAAUAAAUGUAAUA